Austrofundulus limnaeus is the source of this 2588-nucleotide messenger RNA. It is a transcript of the gene plxdc1, whose product is annotated as plexin domain containing 1. NCBI's taxonomy places the organism in Eukaryota, Metazoa, Chordata, Actinopteri, Cyprinodontiformes, Rivulidae. The transcript has 13 exons. The record is from RefSeq and is a predicted model, not a curated record. The coding region runs from base 403 to 1863 and encodes 486 amino acids.
GCAGAAACCUGAAGAACCUUGGCAAAACCCAAGAAAACAAACCAACUCAGAGACGAGGGAGUGAAAAGUAUACAGUAAAAAUUACUUUAAGGAGAAGAAAAUAAAGUGAUUGGAGGAAAAGGAAGAGAAAAAAAGAGGAGAGACUUCAGCUGUUUGUCAUCUCCUUUCCUGCCAUGGAUUCAUCACAAGAUUUACUCUGAGGGGACGUGAGGAAGGGAGGCAGACGGAGGAGGGAAUAAAAGCAAUAAACCUUGACUGAAUUGAGGAAAUAACAGGUCAGUGGAGGAGAAGAGACGAGAAACUAAAGGUAGGGGAGAAGGAGGAGUGAGGCAACCCUGUUCCUUCAAGCAAAGCAAGAGGGGGGAACGAAAGAAGGAGAAGAGUGAUCAAAGUAGGGGAAGGAUGAAGAAGAAGUGUCCUGACAUGGGGCUCUGUGCUGUUCUCCUCAUCUGGCUUUCCCAGGCAGAGCUGGGGAGAGUCUGGGCUCAGGAGCAUAAAGAUGCGCAGGCCGGGACUAAUCURAGGUCGUUCGGAGGAGCGGACGGUUUUCACAGAGCCAGGAGGGACCAGCAGAACCAGCGACAGCACAGAGAAACCACUCAGGCCAGAGGAAGAGUUGAUGUCACCACUCUUCCAGACAACAUGACCCGUGUAGUGGAGGACUCGCAGAAAUACUACAGCUGGCAGAGUUUCGGUCCGACGGACAGAAAAACCGAAAGCUUGUGGGUGGAACUGAACCACCUUUACAAAAGUCAAGUCAGAAUCCACAGCAUCCUGUCCAACAACCACCGACAGGCAGCGCGAGUGGCCCUUUCUUUUGAUUUCCCUUUUUAUGGACACAACUUAAGACAAGUAAUUGUAGCAACAGGAGGGUUCAUCUACAUGGGUGAUAUCACCCAUCUAAUGUUGACCGCGACACAGUACAUCGCGCCCCUCAUGGCCAACUUCGACCCCAGCUUCUCCCAAAACUCAACCGUCAGGUACAUGGACAACGGCAAACUGUUUGUGGUGCAGUGGGACAAGGUGCAGCUAAAGGACCGAGAGAACGAAGGAGCUUUUACUUUUCAAGCAGCCCUCCACAGUAACGGGAGCAUCGUUUUCAACUACAGAGAUAUCCCACUACCAGUGGAGAAAAUGAACUCCACAGAGCAUCCAGUUAAAGUGGGACUUUCUGAUGCUUUCAUGGCAUUAAUCCCCGCUUCACAGCUCUCAGAUGCAAAGAGGCGAACCAUCUACGAAUAUCACCGUGUUCAGAUCGACGCCACAAAGAUCGUCAGCGGGUCUGCAUUUGAGUUCACACCUCUGCCCACUUGUCUUCAGCACUCAUCCUGCGACCUCUGCCUAACGUCCAACCUGACGAGCGGCUGCGGCUGGUGCAACACCCUCCAGCGAUGCUCCGACGGUAUUGAUCGGCACAGACAAGAGUGGCUGGAUUACAACUGUCCCGAGGAGGCUGAAGGUAAAUGUGAGGACUACAACCCGCCAUUACCUGAGGGAUCUAUGAGCUCCUACAACCAAUCGUCACCAGGUCCAACACCGUCUUUAGCGAUCCUGGAAGAGCAGACGGUCACUAGAGAUUUACAAACGAUCCCUCCGCACCACCGGGGAAUAACGGAGAACACCGCCAUCAUAGCAGGUGUAGUCGCGGCAUUAGUCCUGCUCGUAACGUUGACCUUACUGGCCGUUUACUACAUCAACACACACCCCACGGUUGCUCCACCGUUCUACCUCAUGCAGCGACGCACAAAUAAUUACUGGCCCUCCAUGAAGUUUCGCAACCAAAGCUGUCACUCCAGUUACGCUGAAGUCGAGCUCGGGGUUCACGAGAAGGAAGGAUUUAUCGAGGCUGAGCACUGCUGUUAAAUGGUCCGCACUUGUGAUGAAAAGGUGCCAUCUUGAGGAUUAUAAAGAUCCGGAAUCAAAAAAGGAUCAACGUGAACAUUCAGGCAGAUCAGACACAAGAUGUCCUUACUCCAACCUUUGUGGCUGGACAGUGUUUACUGUACCUGCUCUCCUUGCCAGCUUUCUCUGUCUUUUGCUGUUUGCCAUCACUCGGGGGUCUUGUUGUCCAGGGGCUUUUGAAGAUCUUGUGACAAGAAGGGAACUAGUAAUCGUCCAAAACCAAUGAAAAUCAAUGCAAGGACAGGUCAGGAAAUGAAUCAAACAAGCCUUCAUACUGCAAGCUAAUGUACGUCUCUAGUUAACUAUCGGUUUCUGUCUAUUUUAUGAAAUUAUUUUGUUUGUUUUCUUUCUUGAAACUUUGAGUGUUGUUCAUGAAACGCUUGAUGGACUUAUCUACAAAAGUUACUUAGCUAUACAAUUGAUAGUGAACAUAAUGAUCAACUUGGACUUGGGGGGAGGGAUACUGUAUGAAUGAAUUCUAGAGUGUUCAAGAUUUCUCUGAACUUUUUCGUUUAAAUGUCUUCUAAUAAAAGCUGAUGAUCAGUGUGGAUGAAUCUCAUGUUUGACGGACUGUGUGGGACAUAUGGCCUGAUUUAUCUGUUAAAAUAGCUGUGUUUGUGUUGCUACAGCMGCUGCGGAUAUUUAAAGUCUAAACACAAGAAAAAAAAUAAACAGAAUUUAUAUGG